AUGACCGCAAACGAUUCCACCUUGCCCAUUGCAUGGGGCGGUGCAUUACAUGGGCUUCGUCUGUAUUUUGGAAUUGCAGGUCUCGGUUUGGCUCUCUUUCUAACUGGCGUUGAGGCAACCAUCGUGAGCACGUCACUGGUGACCAUCACCAAUGACCUUCAAAAUUCCGGUCAAAGCAGUUGGGUUAUAACCUCCUAUCUGCUUACCUAUACAGGAUUUCUCAUCAUUUGGUCCAAUUGCAGUAAGAUCUUUGGGGUUAAAGCAACCUUACUCACUUCCUUGCUUCUCUUCGUGGCAUUUUCCGGUGGCUGUGCUGGUGCGGAAAGCCUCAACCAACUGAUCAUCUGUCGCGCAUUCCAAGGCCUUGGUGGCGCUGGUGUCUACACCUUGACGCUCUUCUCCUUCGUUCGAAUUGUGCCUUACAAUCAAUAUGACAAGGCUAGCUCUCUCGGCGGUGGAAUUCUAUCGCUCGGCCUUGUCCUCGGCCCUUUACUUGGAGGUGCUAUUGCCAGUACUGGACGCUGGAGCUGGGUUUUCCUGUAUAAUGUUCCGGCGGGUGCUUUUGCUUGGCUUCUGAUUUUAUACGCCAUUCCGGCCCAUUUCCCCCGUUCAUCCCCGGUCCCAACCAACGAGUCAACAUCAAAACAAAUUUGGUUAAACAUAAUGUCUUCUUUCCGCGGGGUAGACAUUCUCGGGGCAUUUCUCAUUUUGACUGCAUGUUCAUUCACCAUUGCUGCUCUCCAGGAGGGAAAUUUUGCGUACCCUUGGACCUCAGGCCUGGUACUCAGUUUCUUGGUGAUCUCAGGUGUCUCCUGGGUUGCCUUUCUCUGGUGGGAGUGGUUCGUUUGUCGGCGUGGUCUGAAAAUCAGCCAACUUUUUCCCUGGCGGCUGACACGUAACCGUGUUUUCAUGGGUAUUGCUCUAGGAUUCUUCACAACCGGUCUGGCCUUGACCGUCUGUGUGAUCAACAUUCCACAGCGAUGUCAAAUUGUCUAUGGAAGCUCACCGAUCGGCGCAGGGGUUAAAUUGCUGUCAUUUUCGCUAAGCUGUCCACUUGGUGUCAUAACCUGCUCUGUGUUGGCAGGGCGGCUUAAACUUCCAUUCUGUUACAUUGCGCUAGUCGGUACAGCCUUCCAGGCUACUGGUCUUUUCCUCUUUUCAGAAAUCGCUUCCAAAACAGAGCUUUGGCCGGGGCAAUUCGGCUACCUGGUGUUGGCUGGGCUAGGGGUAGGUCUGGCGAUGUCCGCAUUCUACAUGGCGGCACCACUUGUGGUAGAUGAAGAGGAUCAAUCCACCGCUCUGGGAAUUGGAAUCCAACUGCGAAUGCUGGGUGGUGUUCUGGGAGUCGCAGCUUCGACCACCAUUCUCUACCAUUUUCUUGAGAGCCGGCUGUCUUCCAACCUGCGACCUUGGGAACUGCGUGCUCUCUUGAAAACGACCGAGGCACUCGCAGGUUUCCCCCCAGAAAUUCAACUUCGUGUGCGUGUGGUUUACGCAAUCGCCUACAACAUGCAGGUAAAGUUGUCGGCUGCAUUUUCAGUGGGUCAGUUAUUGGCCGUGGCGAUGAUUUGGAAGAGACAAAAUGUGCGAUAUCUCAAGGGCUCACUGUCGAACUGA
Penicillium subrubescens is the source of this 1617-nucleotide messenger RNA. Its product is annotated as major facilitator superfamily domain-containing protein. The coding region runs from base 1 to 1617 and encodes 538 amino acids. Gene Ontology annotation, biological process: transmembrane transport. The record is from RefSeq and is a predicted model, not a curated record. The transcript has 6 exons. Lineage: Eukaryota; Fungi; Ascomycota; Eurotiomycetes; Eurotiales; Aspergillaceae. Gene Ontology annotation, molecular function: transmembrane transporter activity.